Saccoglossus kowalevskii is the source of this 943-nucleotide messenger RNA. RefSeq names its product large ribosomal subunit protein uL4m-like. NCBI's taxonomy places the organism in Eukaryota, Metazoa, Hemichordata, Enteropneusta, Harrimaniidae. Gene Ontology annotation, biological process: translation. Gene Ontology annotation, molecular function: structural constituent of ribosome. The record is from RefSeq and is a predicted model, not a curated record. Gene Ontology annotation, cellular component: ribosome.
UUUGGAAGAUAUGCCACUCAACUUUGUUGAAGCCGUCAACAGAAUUAGGACCUAUAAUGUUAUGCCAACUGAAGGUUUGAAUGUGUAUAGCAUGUUAAAACACGAAACAUUGGUGCUCACACUGGAAGCUGUUGAAUUCUUAGAAGAAAGACUCUUAUAUCAUAUGCAUAGACACACUGGCCCACUUAAAGCUGAUGCUAUUAUGUCACAGCAGUUGAAUAGAAUACCUGUAUUUAAUAGACAUUCUAACCAAUCAUAGCUAUCUUAAUUUCCCAACACUUCAGUUCAUUGGAUAGUGGUAUCUAAUGAAAUCAAGCUUCUUCCCCAGUUUGUCGAUAUGUAGUUAAUGCUGUUGAUAUAGGUAUGACCGCACCAUCUGUUCCAUGCUUUCAUUCACGAUACAAAUUAAAUUUGAGAAUCAUUCAAUCCGAAAUGGCUUCAUUUUAUGUCAGCCAGUUGGAAGAAUCCUGGAAAGUGGGACCUCACUGAUGACAGUAGUCUUGGCAGCAGUUGUUCCCAGAAGCACAUUGUACACAUUUUGUUGUAUUGAUUUCAUUGGUCAUUUUCAAUAUUGAUGAAAAAAAAGUUAGUAAAGAAACAUAAAUUAAUUGCAACUAAACUAUCAUCUCAUUUAAAUGGGAUAUAAAUAAUGAGUGCACUAUGAGACUACUGUCACAAUACAAUUAUAGUUCACAAUAGGGACAGUGUAUUUUCAUUUGGCAACAUAUUGUAGAUGCAAACAUAUUUAUUUUUUUCGUCCUCAAAAUUUUAUCAGAGUACUUGCAUUAGAUUAGUCUGAGCUCACGUCCAAAAAUACCGGUAAUAUUUUUUGUUUAUUUCAUUUAACGGAAAAUUCCAUUGACUUUUUGAAAUAGGUAACAAAAUAUCUAGAUAGUCAAUAAAUAUGAAAAUGUUUGCCAUACAAUGAAGUAAAUAUAAAUGA